CGUACAAACUUGCUACACAAGGUUCUUACGUUUGCUCUAAAUCUCAAGGUAUAUUUGACAAGUGUUGCAUGUACCUGAUAAGGUAAUAACGUUUUUGUUUUCGUCUACAUUCGAAACAUCUUCUUCACUGGUAAUUCUGUAGGAUCAAGAAAGCUUACUGGACGCUACUUCCAAAAACAUGGAGCCGCCGCAACAGAUUUUAAAAGCUCAAAAUUCUAAUACCAGCUCUCCACAAGGUAGUCAAAGUGUCACCACUGUAGAAAUGCCAAGCAAAACUAGUCAGCAUGGAAAGACAAAUACAACUGAACCAAAGAAAUCAAAGAAAAGGUGGUCACUGGAUAAUUUUGACAUUGGCCGGCCUCUUGGAAAAGGAAAGUUUGGAAAUGUCUACCUAGCAAGAGAAAAAAACAGCAAAUUCAUUGUUGCCCUUAAGGUUCUUUUCAAGUCCCAGCUACAGAAAAAUCAAGUGGAACACCAGCUGAGAAGAGAAAUAGAGAUUCAGUCUCAUCUUAGGCAUCCGCAUAUACUACGUCUGUAUGGCUACUUCUAUGAUGAGACUAGAGUCUACCUGAUCUUGGAAUAUGCGCCUCGUGGGGAGUUAUACAAGGAGCUUCAGAAAGCUGUCCGCUUUGAUGACAAGCGUUCUGCAACUUGGAUAGCCCAGCUGACAGAUGCACUGAUGUACUGUCACUCUAAGAAGGUGAUCCAUCGUGACAUCAAGCCAGAAAACUUGCUACUGGGUCUGACGGGAGAUCUGAAAAUUGCUGAUUUUGGCUGGUCUGUUCACGCCCCAUCAUCCAGAAGAACAACGUUGUGCGGAACACUGGAUUAUCUGCCCCCGGAGAUGAUUGAGGGGCGCGCGCAUGAUGACAAAGUAGACCUGUGGAGCCUGGGUAUUCUCUGCUAUGAGUUCCUGGUAGGCAAGCCCCCAUUUGAAGCCCAAGGUCAUUCUGAGACAUACCGACGCAUCACCAAAGUUGAUUUACGUUUCCCCUCACACGUAUCAGAUGGAGCCAAAGACCUAGUAUCCCAGCUACUGAGACACAACCCAUCCAUGAGGCUUCCACUUGGGGAUGUGCUGCAACAUCCCUGGAUUAAAGCAAACUCCACUGCCACCCUAUAUUACAGCACAAGCAAGGCCAGCACAGCAGAGGCACAAGCCAACAACCCUACCAAGUCAUAGCAGUCAUGAGUAGUUUUAACAUUAGCCCCAGUCCGUUGUUGAUAUGUGGCAUAGAUGUAGAUAGAGAGCAGCGUGAACAGACCCUGGGCACGUUGUCAAAAACAAAAUUACUCUUAACAUGAACUUUUUCUCGUAGACCGGACCUUCUUACCAGACCACUCAACUGUGGGUGAGAAAAGGUUAAUGUUAAUGCUAAUUUUGUUUCUGAUAAUGGGCCGCAGGUGUAAGUAUUCGUUACGUAGAUGUGUUGUUGGAAAUUUUCAUGUCCGUGAUUGAGUAAUUUUUUCUGUAUUUUCUAGCUCUACAAUAAAAUAGAUCAUACUGUGAAUAAUUCUGAUGCUUAUUGUAACCUGUAAAUUCGACUCGAGGGGAUAUUAAAUUUGAAACUGCAUGAAUUUCCCUAUCAUGUUUGCACUAAUAUGCAUAUUAUUAUAUAUGAAUUUAUAGGUCAGGUGUUUGUAGAUUUUGUAGUGGACUGAAACAUAUCAUUCAUGAUCCAGUGGGCAAAUCUAAAUUGUUCAAAGAAAAUGUAGGACUGCUGCCCAAAUAUCUUUUCAAAGAAGCGAAGUUGCAAAUUCUGAUCACCUCACAUCUUUAAUUCCAUUGGUAUAUUUUACUGUGUAGCAUAUUUGAUUAUUACUUUUCUAUGUAAUGUAUUGGUUUCCGUCAUCAUAUGUAUAUUAAAUAUCAGUUACUGUUCUCUGUUAACUAGUUAUUUAACCAUUAACGUUAGAUGCAUAUUCUUGUAAUCGAUUGAUGUUUCUUAUACUUGCACCGUUCACUUUAAUAAUUACAAGUACGUACCUUUUCACCUCAAAAUUCCCGCACCGGAGACCCCUUUUUCACAUAUUUCCCGUCCUUGCAUGAGCAUAGAUCCGACUUUUUUCGCACCGGAGAUCCCCUUUUCACAUAUUUCCCGUCCCGGAGCAUAGGUCCUACUUUUUUUCUGCACUGGAGACCUUUUUUUUCACAUUUCCCGUUCUGGAGACGGUCCCCUUUAUUUCCCGACUUUGCGCAUAUGACCUACGUUUUUCCGCACGUUCCGAUUGACAUUUUUGAUGUGCUGUUAGCACCGGAGCCCCCCAAUUUCAUAUCUCAGGUGGCACAUACCUACCCUAUUUUGUAGGGAGUGCCCCCCCCCCGGGAUUGUGACUAGAUAGCGGCCAAGGAUGUGGAGCCGUGGCGCACGUUGUUUUUUACAUGCCAGCACCUGGCGAUAGCAAGUGUGAUCGACUGAUCGUACUAAUAUUACAUGUGUUUUAAUUAUAUAUUUGAUUGUACUUUUAUCUACAAGUACAAGCUCUUGAUUAUACUACUGUGAAUUCUGUAUACUAAUUAAUCCAGUCCUGGUUAGACUGGAUAAUAAAUCCAUGAUUGUAAA
This is a messenger RNA of Priapulus caudatus, 2564 nucleotides long. RefSeq names its product serine/threonine-protein kinase Aurora-2-like. Gene Ontology annotation, cellular component: spindle midzone; chromosome passenger complex; spindle microtubule. Bases 179 to 1183 code for a protein of 334 amino acids. Gene Ontology annotation, molecular function: ATP binding; protein kinase activity. Gene Ontology annotation, biological process: regulation of cytokinesis; mitotic spindle organization; protein phosphorylation. Lineage: Eukaryota; Metazoa; Priapulida; Priapulimorpha; Priapulimorphida; Priapulidae. The transcript has 8 exons. The record is from RefSeq and is a predicted model, not a curated record.